AUGGCACUCAUCCGCCUGGCAGACGUGCUACAGGGCCGGCCAGACUACCAGCGGAGCGAUAUUUUCCAGGAGCUGCCCCCCAGCGAUGAGAGAAGACCUUGGUUGGGAGCAGACAGUCUUCAUAGGACGGUGAGUGAUGGUCUGGACACUGUGGAGAUGGACGAUUCGCAGGAACAGCAUGAGUACUUCGUGAACAGCCGCGGCCUGGAACCUUUGCUAGACUUCGUGGGACGCUUCUUCGCGGCCAACGAGGAGCUGAAUCUCACGCUGCUGAAGUGCCAGGAGGAUGUGGCCAAUGAGUUGGAAGAGAAAGACAGGAAGCUGCGCAAUGCGUGGGAUGAGCACGAGACGGAUGUACGAGGGACUGAGUUCUCUCUGACCAAGUUGGCCAAGGUGUACCAGAACUAUUGGAAGGAGAAUGAGAACCGGAUGAACGUCGAGGUACAAGAGCGCCCAGAUGCCAUCUAUCAGCUGUUGCGGGUGCCAGAGAAGAUUUGCAUCGAUCAUGAGCUGAAGGAUUUGCAGGACUUCUGGCACACCAUCUUGAAGACGAUGCUGUGCGACGGUGCGAUGCGAGAGCAGCCCGAGGUCGCCAGGUGGUGCACGCAGGAGCUCGCACCAGAAACGCCACCUAGUGUGCUCUCGAAAGGGCUGGCGGAUUUCCUGCAGGACAACCAGGCGCAGGCCAUUGAUGCAGGCAUCAUGUCCAGUUCGCAGCUCAUUGACCUGGACAAGUACAAGUACUUCAAUCAACACGAUCGCCGCACGAAUGUGUCCUUGGUCUACUUGGAGUUCCCCACUGCUCAGCACCUCUGGGAAUCCCUCCAAGAGCUGCUGAAGCGCGCACAGCGGCUUUUCCUCUGGCAGGUGCGGAAUCGCUUUCGGAUUCCCACGGCCCUGGGGGAGUAUUACAUGGCGCUGAAGUUUCAGCUGCAGCUGAAGGACAGCUCGUUGCACUACGCAGAGCUGCGAUUGUGUUUGUCCGGGAAGUCCAAGAAGCUGAAUACGAUCCAAAUGUUCCGAGAGACCAUGAAGAAGGCGGAAGAGAUCCUUCAUCAGAGCUGCGACGUGCCACUGAUGGAGACUGCCCUGGUGGCGCAGUACCUCACAUCGAUGCUCAGGAGCCGGUCCAUUAGACAUGAUGAUGUGGUCUUCUUGCGCUGCAACGAUGUGAACCUCGAGGUGGAUGGUGAAGACGUUUUCGCCCAGAGUGCUGAACUCACCAGCUGCCAACUCUUCAUGGUGGAGCGCGAGGCUGGCCCUGGCGUGGUGAAGGUGGGCGACCGCAUCCGACUGAAGUCGCAGUUCACCCACCGCUACCUGGAUGUGCAUCCCAGCAGCCACUUGCGGUGCCGCGCCCAACAGCCCUCGUUGGACUACGACAUGAUCUUCACGGUGGAAGUGGUGGGAUGCCGAGAUGAUUAUGCUCUUUCUCGUGUGGGCAUGGCGGGGAAGCUCAAGGAGUAUCGUGGACUCCAUGUGGAGUCCAGCCUCAAGCUCAAGGUCAAUGCCGUGAACUGCGUGACCGUGAGGAUGGGGCAGAACAACUUCUUGACGUCCUUCGGAGAGAGGUUUCCGGUGAAGAGCGAGCCGGUGAAUGUGCUCUCGUCAGCAGGGCAGGUGUUCACCAUCUACCGCGAUGGCGCGCAAGUCCUGGAUUUCCACGCGCUGCAUCAGACGGGGCGGAAGCCCAUCAGGACUUUGGCCUCUCAGACCUCAGAUGAGAUCUUGCAGAAGACCAUGAUGGAGGCGCAUAUGCGGACCGAAAUCUCUGCCCCAUCCUCUGUCGAAGAAGGCUCCUUUCGCCGUGUGCCUCCUGCCUUCAAGACGAUGAUGUGGAGCAUCGCAGGGAACUUCCGAGGAGAUGCGGCCCAGACAAAGAACCUGCCCGAGGCCUCGUUGCGAAAGCUGUGGCAGAUGGGCUCUAUGAACGUGGCGGCUGUGCUCCGGUGCGCUUACAUGUUGCUGGAGGUGCCCAAAGCGCCCGGCGGACGCAGGUACAUUUUGGAAGUGUUCUCGAGCCGUUUGACGCGGCACUCGGUGCUCUCCAGGAUCAUCAGCAUGGUCUCGGCCCUUCAGACGGUAGGCCAAAAGCUGCAGGAGUCGGAGGACCCAGACAUCACCUGCGCCCUGUUGCCCAAGAAGUUCCUCAGGAUUUGUGAUGCGGCGAUCACGAAUCUCCCGCUGUGUCAGAGCCCGGAUGACGUCGAGGGCUCGCAUCAGAAUCAGCGAGAACAAGAGCGCCAUGAACGCGAAUUGGCCACCUUGGACCGCGAGCGCAUUUGGACUCUGAGUCUCGUAGGCACCUAUGCCUGCCGCUUCGUGGUUCGGCCGAUCUUGCGAAAGCUGCAGGUGGCCAGCCAACGGCCCCUGCCGGCCGAUGAGCUCUUGGUCUUCGCGGACUUUGCAAAUUUGAUGGCUGCACUAGUUCAGAGCAUCUUUGACAAUGAGAUGCGUUGCCUCACGCAGGACCAUAAGAAGCGUGCCAGUCCAGAUGCCCUGGCCUUGCAAGACAAGGCAAAAUCCGCCGAGAACGAGCCGCGAACCGCGGGAACCGCGGAGAACAGCGCGGUGGCGACCACGGAGGAGGGUGGAGGAGCCAUCCAAGCCAUCCAACUCUUUGAGCCCAAGAAGAAGGGGGCACGCAAUGCAUUGUCAGAGGAGGGCCGAGCCACCGUGGUGGAAGAGGUGAUCCCGCCCAUCAUGAUCAAGGCUUUGGUUCACCUCUUCCUCUAUGCCAUCCAUCAGGAAGCCAUCGCCUUCCGGAGCGGCGCCUCCAACGAGGUGCCGGUGCGGCUCAUCUCGGCCAUGAUCAACGCGUGCAUUGCAGCGCUGGCAGCUUUGAUGACGUUGACCGGGAGCUCGAGCGCGAAGCAGUUGCCCUUUGAGCCCUCAGAGGCUGGAAGCAAGAUUUCUUGCGACUACGACGUUUGCGAGGCGGUGUCGCAAGCCAUGACGGAAGGAGCACAACUGGUGCCGCGCGCACGGGUGGCACAACUCCAGGUGGAACGAGGGAUCGACGCCUUAAGACCUGAAGUGCAGACGUUGAUCCAGGAGGGCGCUCUCGACUACCACGAGGAGAAGCGGCUCUAUGGUACCGAACGCGUCAGUACCAUCGCCUAUGUCUGGGCCCGGAACGAUAAGAGCCUGGAGGAGCAGCGAUGUAUCUUGGUGACCACCUCGCGCUUCCGCCUGGUCUUCUUGGGCUUCGACGACGAGGUGCCACAGCCCAAGCGCUCGGACCUCUUUGUGCUCGCCGUGCGGGACAUGCGCAACAUCCGCCGCGCCGUGUUCUCCUCCAGGAUCCGGCAGUUCCUGUGCCUUUUGUGGGACCGCACGGAGAUCAACGUCGAGAUGCUGAUCUUCGAAAGUACGUCUCGCAGACGCUACUUCCAAGAGGUCCUCCGCCGUGUGCCGCGCGAGCGGCGGAAGCUGGCCGGAGACAGCGAGGAGGUGAUCACCAGGCGUAAUGCGAAAGGCAUCACUGGCAGUGUCAAGGGCAUUUGGGAGGUGGCCGUCAACCCUGAGACGAUGGCCUCCUUGAUCGAGACCUGCCAGGUCCGCCGGGGCGGCAUUCCCUUAGUGAGCGUCUCAUUUGUACAUACCUUGGGCCCUGCCAAUGUUCUAAGCCAGCGGCUCUCCCUGUUGGUGCUCACACGAUGCAGCCUCACAGUGAUUCCCUUUCGCAGCUUUUGGAGCCGCUUUUGGAGGAUGAAUGUGGAUGAGAAAUACUAUGAUGCGGAUGAGCACGUGGACCAGGCGGCAAUGGAUACGGACUCCGACGACGAUAUCCUCCCACCGUUCAAAGAGACGGUGGUGACAUCCAACGAAUCAGAAGAGAAGUUUGAGGCGUCAAAAGGGCCCUUUGACUUUGACGAUUUGCAGGGUGUUUGGUUCUUCGCCGAGUCCAGCCCGAAGGUGCGGCUGCAAUUCGCGCAGCCAAUUGACAUCACAUUCACCAGUGACGGAGAAAGACAAAGAUUUCGAAGACAUUUGGCCAACAUUUUAUCGGAGGACGCCGCGCCCAAAGCCGGCAAAACCUCCCAGGCCUGGGCCGUCGUGCCCACCGACCAGACGGAUCUGAAGACCAUUCAGAAAGCCACCAAAGAGGCGCAAAGCGUGAAACCCAAGGAUUCACCAAAGAUGGCCUUGAUGGGUAGCUAG
This is a messenger RNA of Durusdinium trenchii, 4164 nucleotides long. The record is from the annotation of a GenBank genome assembly. Lineage: Eukaryota; Dinophyceae; Suessiales; Symbiodiniaceae.